Molecule: messenger RNA, 3547 nt
Organism: Paramecium sonneborni
Lineage: Eukaryota; Ciliophora; Oligohymenophorea; Peniculida; Parameciidae
Source: the annotation of a GenBank genome assembly
AUGGCAACAAAAUAAAAAUCAAUAGAAGAUUAUAGAAAUGCUGUGAAGUUAUUAAAAUUAAAAGUGUUAAAAUUGUAAAAGUAGAAUGAGGAGUUAAUAGAUAAAAUGAGAGAAUAGGGUAUUCCUUUGGAUUCUUAACAUGAUUAAAUUGAUUUAAGUAAUUAAGCAGUUAUGGGAAUUUUUUCAAGAAGUUGUAGAAGAAUAGGAUUAACUCCAGAGAUGAUGUUUAGAGCAUCUGAUAGAGAAGGAUAAGGAUAAAUAAGUACUGAAGAUAUGAGAUUAUUUUUAUCAAAAGUUAGAUUAGGAUUGAAUAAUACUUAAUUAACAAUGUUGGUUAGAAUUUUUGAUGAAGAUUGUUCAGGAGUGAUAAAGAGAGAAGGUAAAAUAGAAAAAUUAAUAUAGAGUAUUAUGAUUGUUUGUAAGCCUAUGGAAUAAAUGAAGAGAGAGUAUAAGGUUAGGCUAGAACUUAUGGUUAAGAGAGUUUGUUAAAAUAUGCUCGUUUACUAUUGAUGAAUAGAAUGUCUGUUGAGGAUUCUCUUAAAAAAUUAGGAGAUAAUAUAAUACCAUCUCAUUUUGUGUAAUUCUGUUAAAAAUUAUAAGAUCAUUCAUUCAUGGAAUAGAUGGAUCAAAUUUAUUAAAUGAAAAAGAAAUUAUAGCAGUUUUUAACCAUAUAGAUGUAAAUAAGAGUGGAGUACUUUAAGCAACAUUUUAUGAUUAAGAGGUUAGAAAAGCAAUGAGAGUUGCAUAAUCAGAUAUAGGUUUAGGAGUUUAGAUUAAUCAAAAUGUAGGAGGAGGUGGAGGAUAUACUAUUCCUAAAUCUUAACCAGUUGGAAUACUUAAACCAAGUUAAGCAUCAUAAUAAUAACUGGAUCCAUUUAGAAUGACUUAAACAUAAAUGGGAUAAUCUAAAUCAGGUAUGAAUAUGUCAUCAUCACAUGCAUUUUUAAAUGAAACUAUUAUUAUGUUAACAGAUGAAGAUAAAAAGAAUAUUUAAACUAUUAUUACUAAACUUAAAGCUUAAGGUGUUGAUGCUAUUGAAUUUAUAAGAAUUGUUAUAUAAUAAUUAGAAGUUCCAGGAGCAGGAAUUAUGUUAUAUGAUUUUUAUAAAAGAUUUGAUAAAAAAAUACCAAAAAGUGAUUAAUUAGCAUUUUUUAAUGCUAUAGAUUUAAAUAAAAAUGGAUCAAUAGAUUAUGAUGAAUUAAUGGUCUUUUUUUAAGAAUUCAAAUCUUAAAAAGAUAAUUUUGAUUUGUUAUUUGAAAUUUUAACAAGAAAAUUAUAAGCUUUAGAGAUUGGAAUAGUUUAACAUUUAGCAUCUGAAUAAAUAUAUGAAGAUACAUAAUUAACACCUGAUUAAUUUUAUUAAUUAGCUUAGAUUUUAUUUUCAUGUCCAUCUAAAAAACAUUCUGAUGCAUUAUUUUCUUAUUUUGAUAUAGAUGGAUCAGGAAUAUUAUCAGCAUAAGAAAUAAUUGAUUAAGUUUAAAAGAUCUUAUCUAUAUAUAUUCCAUAGAAAACAAUGAAUUUAGAUAAUACAUUAAAUAAAUCAAUGAGAGCUUCAUUAAAAUCGGUAGGAGAAUAUGCUACAACAUUAUCAAAAUUAAAACCUGUAAUAACUGAGGAUGAUUGUUUUUAAAAGUACAGAAUGGAAGGAAGUGGAAAGACAUUACAUAAAGAAGAAACAAAAUGGACAACAAUAUUUAAUUCUGAUUUAGCAUGUUUAAGAUAUGUAUAUGAGGAGAUAUCAAAAUUGGAAUAGAAUCCAGGUACAAAAUGGGAAGAUCCAGAAUUUGGACCUACAAAAGAAGAUCCAUAUGGUAGUAAAAGUAUGUAUUUUGCUGAUAAUGAUGUACCAGAAGGUGCUCCUUAACCUAAGGAAUGUAAAUGGUUAAGACCAGAAGAAUUAUUAGCUAUUUUAGUAGAGAAUGGAGAUGAACAAUAUAAAAAUAGUCAUGUUGAUGUAUUUGAUGAAGAUGGAGCUGCAUCUAAUGAUGUUUGUUAAUCUAAAUAUUUAGGUAAUUGUUGGUUUGUUUCAGCAUUAUCGAUUAUUUCAGGAUAUGAAUAAUAUUUAUAAGGAGAUUUUGUAAUUACUUAAGAAUCAAUAUAAGAAUUAACAGAUUAAGAAGUUAAUGGAAUGCUUAUAGGAGUAUAUCCACCAUGUUUUAAAUUCUUAAGAAAAUAUGGUAUUUAUGUUAUGAGAUUCUUUAAAAAUUUCGGAUGGAAAUAUGUUGUUAUAGAUGAUAAAUUAUGUGUCAAAGAUAAUGAAUAUGUAUUUGGUAAAUGUAGAAAACCUACAGAAUGUUGGGUUAAUUUAAUUGAAAAAGCUUAUGCAAAACUUCAUCAAAAUUACUUUGCUUUAACAGCAGGAGACAUUGCUUAAGGAUUAGCAGAUAUGACUGGUAAAGUACCUGAUAAAAUAAAGUUAUAAGAUGAUUGCAAAGUAAAAGAAAAAAGAGAAGAACUUUGGAAUCUUUUAUUAAAAUGUAAGAAGGAUGGAACUAUGUUAGGAUGUAGUGCUGAAGGUGGUACUGAAUUAUAUAUUAAAAUAAAUGAUGAAGAUACAGGUGUUAUGAGUGGACAUGCUUAUGGUAUUUUAGAUGUAUUUGAAAUUCCUGAUUAGAGUUGUUAAAAUUAUCAUAAAUCACAUAGAUUACUAAAGAUUAGAAAUCCAUGGGGAUAUGGAGAAUGGAAAUUAAAAUGGUCAGAAACUCCAGAUUAUUCUGCUAAAUUAGAUAAAUGGAUUGAUUGGAUUAAUGAUUAUUAUUAAAAAGAAAUUGAAAAAGCUAAAUCAGAAGAUAGAGAACCUCCAGAACCUUAUGUUUAUGGAUAAGAUGAUGGUACAUUCUUUAUGUGUUUCAAAAGUUGGAGAAGUGUGUUUUCUAAUCUAUUUUAAUGCAUGUAUUUAAUAAUAUAUUAAAUUUAUAGUGAUUUUCCUAAAGAUUGGAGUGGAUUAAGAGCAUUCGAUACAUUUGGAUUGUAGAGUUCAGGAGCUCCAAUGAAAAAUGAAGCAUCUUUAAUUUAAUAUGCUUAGAAAAAUCCAUAAUAUAUUAUUUAAUUAAACAGAAAAAAGGGAGAUAAAACUAAUAUGUACAUUUAAAUGUAAUAAAUGGAUGGUAUUAUAUAUAUUUAUCAAAUUAAAUUAGGUAGAUUAUUUUUAGGAGAAAGAUAUCCAUUCCCAAAUGUUAUGAAACCUAUUUUACUUUGUGUAUUUUCUUUAGGAUCUGAAAAAUGUUUAGCCAAAUUUGAUGAUUUUAAGAAAGUUGCGACUUCUGGCAAAUUAAAUCUAAGAAGAGAAAUUGAUACUAAUGAUAUAUGUUUAAGUAAUGGUAGAUAUGCAGUAAUACCAUGUACAAAAGAGGCUGCUUAAUAAAUUGAUUUUACUUUAAGCUUUUAUUUUGAUUGUGAUAAGAGUGAAAUCUAAAUUACAAAAUACGGUGAUCCUCGUUUUAAAUUUUAUCCAAUUACAGAAGAAGAAGAAGAAGUAAGUAAAGCACCUGAAGAAUUGAAAAGAUUAUUAAAAAAAUAAGCUUAAGAAGUAUUAAGUUAAUAAUGA